Molecule: messenger RNA, 1537 nt
Organism: Raphanus sativus (radish)
Lineage: Eukaryota; Viridiplantae; Streptophyta; Magnoliopsida; Brassicales; Brassicaceae
Product: putative receptor like protein 25
Exons: 2
Coding region: 1-594 (197 amino acids)
Molecular function (GO): protein binding
Source: RefSeq, a predicted model, not a curated record
AUGGAGCAAGAGAAGAUCCUUACCUCCUUCGCCACCAUUGAUUUUUCAGGGAAUAGAAUUGAAGGACAGAUUCCUGAAUCACUUGGUCUUUUGAAAGCAUUGAUUGCACUCAACUUCUCAAACAACGCCUUCACAGGCUAUAUUCCUCCGUCUCUCUCCAAUCUUAGCAAUCUCGAAUCACUAGACCUAUCAAGCAAUCAACUCUCAGGGACCAUUCCUAAUGGACUUGGGAGCCUCUCGUUUUUGGCGUACAUAAAUGUGUCUCACAACCAACUCAAGGGUGAAAUACCACAAGGAACACAAAUUACGGGUCAACCUAAAUCUUCAUUUGAGGGGAAUGCAGGGCUUUGUGGUCUUCCUCUCAAGGAAACUUGCUUUGGGACUAUUACGCCACCAACACAACAACUUCCUGAAGAAGAAGAAGAAGGAGAAGAGGAAGAAGUGUUGAACUGGAAAGGUGUGGCAAUAGGGUAUGGACCUGGAGUGUUGCUUGGACUUGCGAUAGCACACCUCAUUGCUACAUACAAACCAGAGUGGCUCGUUAAGAUAAUUGGUCCGAACAAGCGCAUAAGCCGUUAUAAAUGUUCACUUUGAGUAUGAUCCUUCAAUGUAUGUCAAGUGGCUGGUUGAUGUGAUUCCUCUUGUAUGGAAGCAUCUCUUUUAUGUUUGGUGUAUCAUUAUCUGAUGUUUUGUUUCGAUUUCGUUUUCUAUUAAAAUAAGAAUGAUGAAUGUUUUAUAGUCAAUUUCUUGUGCAUCUCUAUUAUUUUCUUCUGAAGAGUAAAAUGGCAGAAGCAAGGAAGAUGGUGAGAAAAGGGGUCAUAUUGCGGUUUAGUAAUUCUCAAAUAUUAGAUAGAUCACACUCCAAUAAGAAGAAGUAAAGAAACUGUUGAGACCUAAUGGGGAUAUAGAGACAACUAAUAUAUUAAAUGGCCGUUUUGUAAAGGAUGCUUUGUGAUUAUGUCACUUAUUAAUUUGAAGUUGCCUGUAAGAUAUUUCUGCCUUUCAAGAUACUGCAGAAUACUCUGAUCAUGUUAUGAAAGCUACACCAUCAACAGAACGAAACCUCUAACUUAUAGUGACAGAAGUGGGAAGCAAUGGCUAUAGGCUAUGCUCUUGGAGUAACAAUAUCACAAGUCACUGCUUUAUACACACCGGAGUUGCUCCUCAAUCCUAAUCUAAGAGGGUCCUGGGAAGGAGAAGCAUUGGUGUGUCAGAGAACAAGAGGCUUGACUAUUGAGGAGGCAAGGCGUGGUUGCAGUGGUGGUGGUGCGGCGAAGAGAACAUGGCGCUUAGGGUUUAGAUGCGACGGUGGUAGUUUUGUUGUUGUUGUCGUGAGCUUGAAGACAGAGGAGGUACGUCGCGGUGGUGGUGUGAUGCGGCGGAUGAUGAUGAUGUUUAGAUUUACCCUUAGGUUUUUUGGUUUUGGUUUUGGUUUAGUGAUUCUUUUAACCUGGUUAAGUUUGGAUUUAGAUUUAUUUAUUUUGGCUUAGUGUUAUACAUCAUUUUUUGUAAAGUAUUAAUAAAAGUUAUUAUAUUU